UGUUGCACAUUAAAGAUACAUCUGAUUAACCAGACCAUUGCAGAGAUGAGUCACAAAAAAAAUAUAGACACGGAACAAGAAAAGAAGAGAACCCAGUUCUGUUCAUGCAAAAACAGUUGUCAAAAAAAAACUGGUCCGAAAAGAAAAGGAUGUUCUUGCAAAGAUGACGAGCUAUAUUGCAGCGAUAAAUGCGAAUGUGGCAUGAACAUAAUUGAAUGUAAGAACAAGGUCAACAAAACUCCACUCGUAGUCGUACCUGACGAAGAAAAAACAGAUCCAGAGUUAGUCAGAGGAUUAAAAAACCUGGUGGUUGAUAAGAACGAUAAAUCUGGCAAAGAAACCUCAAAGCCUAAACAGGCUACAUCAAGCUACCCUAAAAAAGGUCAGCCCAAAGAAAAAAAACAAACCAAAACCUGAUUACACUGAUUAAUGCAGGAAAAAGACUUUCAUAUUAUACGGCAUGAGAAAUAUCGAUAUACAAUAUAAGCUAGGGUCAGUAGAAUGAAUAAAUCAAGCUAGCUCAGAGGCUAGCAUAAUGAACUUUGUGUCGUGAUUGCAGGAUUAAAGUUGGAUCAUUGUAAUUCACAGUAGACUAUUCUGGUGGAGGAGUAUAGAAAUAAUAAUGACAACACGAUCAUGCAAAUUAUAAUAUUUUCGGGGAAAGGA
Molecule: messenger RNA, 666 nt
Organism: Dendronephthya gigantea
Lineage: Eukaryota; Metazoa; Cnidaria; Anthozoa; Malacalcyonacea; Nephtheidae
Exons: 4
Coding region: 46-417 (123 amino acids)
Source: RefSeq, a predicted model, not a curated record